This is a messenger RNA of Pseudogymnoascus destructans, 309 nucleotides long. RefSeq lists its product as uncharacterized. Gene Ontology annotation, cellular component: EKC/KEOPS complex. The transcript is spliced from 2 exons. The record is from RefSeq and is a predicted model, not a curated record. The coding region runs from base 1 to 309 and encodes 102 amino acids. NCBI's taxonomy places the organism in Eukaryota, Fungi, Ascomycota, Leotiomycetes, Thelebolales, Thelebolaceae.
AUGGCUGUCGCCGUGGACCCAGAGUUUCCUUGCUCGCUCGUCAUUGACAUCCCGCUGCCGACUGAGCGCCUUGCUUCCUUUGCGUUGCAGGCCCUACAGGUUGACAAGGAGCUAUCUGCGCUCGUAUGCCGCACGCUGACUCUCGUUGCGCCGACGUCGGAUGCGAAUUGUGACAAGACUGUGCUGCGCACCGAAUACAAGGCUACGACGAACAGAAUGCUUCGUGUUGCCGUCAAUGGCUUCAUGGAGAGCUUGUCUGUAGCCCUGUCUAUGAUGGAGGAGUUGGAUGUUGAUGUACUGGACACAUGA